AAUUGGUUCACAACGUCACGUAAUUGGGCGGCUCGCAGUUUCCGGCACGCGUACUCCGUGCAGAAAGCGACAACGACCUUCACAUCAUCCCCAGAAAAAACAGACAUAUGUCAACGAAUCUGUUUCUCGAUAUGCCCCAGGAAACCAUUGUAUAAUUACAAUUAACUCAACUAUGCUAAAACCCCCACAAAAACGAGUCCUUGGCGACGCUACACUCAGCCGUCACAAUGUACUGCCGAAGUCGCCCAGUACCGCAAAGAAGCGGAAGCUCGAAACCGACCAGCCAGCUAUUGGCAUUAAACCGUCUUCACAGACUGGCAACCGGAAGCUAAUAUCCUCAGGCCCUCGUCAAUCGCAGAAGAAAAGCCAGUUCGAGGAGGAAGUCUUGGAGAAAUUGACACAGGACAUUUCAGGACUGAAGGAGAGCAACUCGGAAAAAGACCAGCAGUGGGCUCGACCAAGUUUAGAUAAUUUUGAUGCAGCGCGAGACACUCUUUGCUUCCAGCAAAUUGAAGUGGAGGAAGGGACGCUAGGAGGUGGAAAGCCUGCGGUGAAGCUUUUCGGGGUUACUGAGGCUGGCCAUUCGGUUCUCUUACAUGUUACCCAUUUUCUACACUAUCUCUAUGUGGCUGCUCCUGUCUCAUUUGCUCCAACAGACUGUGAAGGAUUUAAGGCGUAUCUUGAAAAGGAAAUCGAUCUUCAUCAGCCAGCUUUACAUUCAGUACAGAUGGUAAUGAGAGAAAACCUUUUCGGAUUUCAGGGAAACCAGAAAAGUCCCUACUUGAAAAUCACAGUGACAGAUCCGCGACAUAUCAACAAAUUGCGAACGCUGAUUGAAACCGGCCAGGCGAAUUAUAAAGGCAUGUGGAGAGGUAAUGAUGAUGGGAUUUUGACCUUUGAUAAUAUAGAAUAUAUUUUACGGUUUAUGAUUGAUACAGGGAUAUCGGGCAUGUCUUGGGUCGAGGCGCCGGCUUCCAAAUACCACAUGCUCCCAAUGAACGAAAGGUUGUCGAAUUGCCAAAUAGAAGCUACGAUUCAUUACCGUGAUCUUAUUGCUCAUCCCAACGAUGGCGAAUGGGCAAAAAUGGCACCGCUCCGAAUCCUUUCCUUCGAUAUAGAGUGCGCUGGUCGCAAGGGUGUGUUUCCUGAGGCCAACCAAGACCCGGUAAUUCAAAUCGCGAAUGUCGUUACACGUUAUGGGGAGUCAAAGCCAUUCGUUCGAAAUGUGUUCGUCUUGGACACAUGUAGCUUAAUUGUCAAUACCCAACUUUUCGAGUUUGACGCAGAGGAAAAAAUGCUGAUGGCCUGGAGAGACUUCUUGGAGGAGGUUGAUCCGGACGUUAUCAUCGGAUACAAUAUUGCUAAUUUCGAUUUCCCCUACCUUCUUAAACGAGCGGAACAUCUCAAAUGCUCAGGAUUCCACUUCUGGUCCAGACUGAAGCAUAUCGCUUCACGGGUAGGGGACGCAAGAUUUUCUAGCAAGCAAAUAGGCAACCGGGAGUCCAAAUCUACGAAUAUCAGCGGCAGAAUUCAACUCGAUCUCCUGCAACUUAUUCAGCGGGACUAUCAGCUGCGAAGCUACACUCUAAAUUCAGUAUGUGCGCAGUUUUUAGGAGAACAAAAGGAGGAUGUCCAUCACACUAUGAUUACAGAACUUUUUAAUGGAACGCCGGACUCGCGGCGACGGUUGGCUGUUUACUGCUUGAAGGAUGCAUACUUACCUCAGCGACUGAUGGAUAAACUUAUGUGUCUUGUCAACUAUACUGAAAUGGCAAGAGUCACUGGCGUACCUUUCAACUUCCUGCUUUCCCGCGGACAGCAAGUCAAGUUUCUUAGCCAACUGUUCCGCAAGGCUCUCGAACAACAAUUGGUUAUUCCCAAUUUACGGAACGAGUCGACUAGCGAACAGUACGAAGGAGCCACCGUCAUCGAGCCUAUUAGAGAUUAUUACGAUGUUCCGAUAGCAACCCUUGAUUUCGCAUCCCUAUAUCCUAGUAUUAUUCAAGCACACAACCUGUGCUACACGACUCUUCUAAAGAAGUCAACCAUCGACACACACCAAAUGAAGGAAGGAGAAGACUAUAUCGUGACUCCAAACGGGGAUAGGUUCUGCACCUCAAAAGUCCGCAAAGGGCUCCUGACUCAGAUCUUAGAAGAACUUCUUGGUGCAAGAAAACGCGCAAAGAAGGAGCUUGCUGUGGAAACGGACCCUUUCAAAAAGGCUGUCUUGAACGGACGACAACUUGCUCUUAAAAUCAGUGCGAACAGCGUUUACGGCCUGACUGGUGCUACUGUUGGCAGACUACCCUGUUUGCCUAUCGCCAGUAGCACGACUAGUUACGGCCGCCAGAUGAUUGAGAAAACUAAGGAAGAGGUAGAGGCUAAAUUCACCAUCGCCAAUGGGUAUUCUCACGAUGCUAAGGUCGUGUAUGGUGAUACUGACUCCGUCAUGGUUAAAUUUGGAAUGCAAGACCUUGCUGAAGCAAUGAAGCUUGGGCGGGAGGCAGCUGAUUUUGUUUCAGCUAAGUUCAUUAAGCCGAUUAAAUUGGAGUUCGAGAAGGUGUAUUUCCCAUAUCUCCUCAUCAACAAGAAACGCUACGCAGGUCUCUAUUGGACGAGACCAGACAAGUAUGAUAAAAUGGAUACCAAGGGCAUUGAAACCGUUCGCCGAGACAACUGCCGUAUGGUACAGACAGUUAUCGAAACUGUCCUUAGGAAAAUCCUCAUUGAUCGAGAUGUCGGCGCUGCCCAAAGUUACGUGAAGGAUACGAUCUCUGAUCUCCUUCAAAACAAAAUCGACAUGUCUAAACUUGUGAUCACGAAAGCCCUCUCUAAAAAGGAUUAUACUGCGAAACAAGCUCAUGUCGAGCUAGCAGAGAGGAUGAAGAAGCGUGACGCCGGUUCUGCCCCAACGCUCGGCGACCGAGUUGCAUAUGUCAUUGUUAAAGGUGCUGGAGGUUCAAAAAAUUAUGAAAAAUCGGAAGACCCGAUCUACGUACUAGAAAACAAUAUUCCAAUAGACACGAAGUACUACCUUGAUAAUCAGCUCGCCAAGCCCCUCACGCGAAUCUUCGAGCCCAUCCUUGGCGAGAAGAAGGCCGGCCAGUUGCUCACCGGGGAGCACACUCGAUCCAUCUCCGUCGCGGCCCCGACGCUGGGCGGCCUGAUGAAAUUCACCAAGAAAACACAAACGUGUAUGGGUUGUAAGAAGCCCCUUACUGGGAAAGAAGGCGCCGAGGGCGCUGUUUGUGAGAACUGUCGCCCACGCCUCGGCGAGCUCUACACUAAAACCCUUACGAGAGUGUCUGAUCUGGAAGUGCGGUUUGGCCGCCUGUGGACGCAGUGUCAGCGAUGUCAGGGCAGUUUGCAUUGUGAGGUUAUCUGCUCGAGCAGGGACUGCCCGAUAUUCUACAUGCGGAUGAAGGCGAAGAAGGAUGUUGAGGACGCUGAGAAGGAGUUGGCACGCUUUGAUCACGAUCUGGGGGCCUGGUAGGUGAGUGGGAUAUAGGUAAUAUGUUAUCUCUCUAUUCAUCGGUCACUUGAAUUUAUGCUGGCAUUACAUCGGGAAUAAAUCAUCCUGGAUUGGCUUGCUUGGUUUUACGACAUGUACGCAUUGUGUAAAAUGUGAAGGGAUCCUGGCUUUUUGCGUCUAUAUUUUUGUUUAUUGUUUUUAUGAGCAUUGUGGCAGGCAUAUGCUGCAUGUACGUCUACUAAUGGUAAUGGUAUUUUAUAUAUUCUCUCUUGAAUAUUUUCUUUUCUUGCCUGUUCUUGUCCAUAUUCAUCUUUGAUGACGGCCAAAUAGUUAGCUAUCUGUACCUCAUGUUCUUGGCACGGUCGGGCCCUUCUCCCCUCCUUCAAAAUUUCUGUACCAUCACUCUCUCGCUCCUUAUUUUUUAUCUCCCAACUCCUCAUUCUGGGCUGUUACCCUUCUUGGCUACGUAUCUACCGCAGGUACGUACACCUAUAAAAAGCACCAAUAACCUUAUCCCAUGCAUCGCAGUUACCUGCGAAAAUGACGACAUUUUUGGCCUGUCAGCGUGAAGCUGUUUACUAGCUUUCUACUUCUGCGACAUCCUAUUUUAUCCAUUCUAAAUAUACUUACAGUUUUCGAAACGCAUCCACCUCCAGAUAGUUUCUAUGAACUUAAAUAUCCCACAUGCGAAAACUUUACGACAGAGUUCGUGGUUUUGGCUACAAAAGUAGUAGAAAAGAAAAGUUAAAAUAAAUUUGCUAGAUGAAAUUCAAGAUUUUUGAAUACAUCUACGAAAUACAUGCGACACAAAUAUGAGAAACCAAGAUAGCAAUCCACCUUACUUUCCUCGG
Messenger RNA from Blastomyces dermatitidis ER-3, 4323 nucleotides. RefSeq names its product DNA polymerase delta subunit 1. Gene Ontology annotation, cellular component: delta DNA polymerase complex. Gene Ontology annotation, molecular function: DNA-directed DNA polymerase activity; 3'-5'-DNA exonuclease activity; DNA binding. Gene Ontology annotation, biological process: DNA-templated DNA replication; nucleotide-excision repair, DNA gap filling; DNA replication proofreading. The record is from RefSeq and is a predicted model, not a curated record. Lineage: Eukaryota; Fungi; Ascomycota; Eurotiomycetes; Onygenales; Ajellomycetaceae. Bases 173 to 3493 code for a protein of 1106 amino acids. The transcript is spliced from 5 exons.